Molecule: messenger RNA, 5382 nt
Organism: Ornithorhynchus anatinus (platypus)
Lineage: Eukaryota; Metazoa; Chordata; Mammalia; Monotremata; Ornithorhynchidae
Gene: DMBT1
Product: deleted in malignant brain tumors 1
Exons: 42
Coding region: 1-4992 (1663 amino acids)
Cellular component (GO): membrane
Source: RefSeq, a predicted model, not a curated record
AUGUCACUCACAGGUUCUGCGCUGAGACUGGCCAAUGGAGGGAACAGGUGUCAAGGUCGCGUUGAAGUCCUGUAUCAUGGAUCCUGGGGCACAGUUUGUGAUGACGACUGGGACCUGAACGAUGCCAACGUUGUGUGCAGUCAGCUGGGCUGUGGAUAUGCUGUUUCUGCUCCAGGGAAUGCCCGGUUUGGUCAGGGAUCUGGCAACAUCCUCCUGGACCAUGUGCAAUGUUCAGGAUGGGAAUAUUAUCUGUGGAACUGCCCUCACCGUGGGUGGUACAGCCAUGACUGUAGUCACAAUGAAGAUGCCGGAGUCUUCUGCUCAGAUGGCCAGUCGAGUGGGAGCACAACCCCCGAUUGGUGGUAUCCAUGGACAACAGAGCCAGAAAAGACAACUUCCUCGUUUGACUUGACAACUGCUUGGGUGAGCCAGGAACCAGGCUCAUCCCUGAGACUAGUGAAUGGCGGAAACAGAUGUCAAGGUCGGGUAGAAGUCCUCUACCACGGGACCUGGGGCACCGUGUGUGAUGACGAUUGGGACAUCAAUGAUGCCAAGGUUGUAUGCAGGCAGCUGGGCUGUGGAUAUGCCAUUUCUGCUCUAGGAAGUGACCGGUUUGGCCAAGGAUCUGGCAGCAUCCUCCUGGAUGACAUGCACUGUGGAGGAUGGGAAUACUACUUGUGGGAUUGCCCACACCGAGGAUGGUACAACCAUAACUGUGGUCAUGGAGAAGAUGCCGGGGUGGUCUGCUCAGAUGGCCAGUCCAGUGAGAGCACAACCCCUGAACCAACACCUACUUUGUAUGACUCAACAACAGAAACCUCGUAUGACUCGGCAACAGCUUGGGUGAGCCAAAAACCAGGUUCAUCCCUGAGACUAGUGAAUGGAGGAAACAGAUGCCAAGGUCGGGUUGAAGUCGAAUAUCAAGGCUCCUGGGGCACCGUGUGUGACGAUGACUGGGACAUGAAUGAUGCUAACGUCGUGUGCAGGCAGCUGGGCUGUGGAAGCGCUGUUUCAGCUCCAGGAAGUGCCCGGUUUGGUCCAGGAUCUGGCAGCAUCCUCCUGGAUGACGUGCACUGUACAGGAUGGGAAUAUUACUUGUGGGAUUGCCCUCAUCGAGGAUGGUACAACCAUAACUGUGGUCAUGGAGAAGAUGCCGGAGUGAUCUGCUCAGAUGGCCAGUCGAGUGAGAGCACAACCCCUGACUGGUGGAUUCCCCAGACAACAGAGUCUGAAGCAACAACAGACCUGACAGAGACACCAGAUUGGCUUGGAACAGGUUCUGAUUUAUCCCUGAGACUGGUGAAUGGAGGGGACCGAUGUCAAGGCCGUGUUGAAGUCCUGUACCGUGGGUCCUGGGGCACAGUGUGUGAUGAUGCCUGGGAUAUCAGUGAUGCCAAUGUCGUGUGCAGGCAGCUGGGCUGUGGUUACGCUGUUUCCGCUCCGGGACGUGCCCAGUUUGGUCAGGGCUAUGGCAACAUUCUCCUGGAUGAUGUGGGUUGUUCAGGACAGGAAUACUACCUGUGGAACUGCCCUCAUAAUGGAUGGAACAGACAUAACUGCCAACACAGUGAAGAUGCUGGAGUGGUCUGUUCAGAUAGCCAUUCAACAUGGACAACACCUGAUUGGUUUCCCACAGAAACAAUCACGGACUCAACUAUGACAUCAGGUAAACCAGAAACAAGCACAGACUCAACAGCGACAACAGAUUUAUCUCUGAGACUGGUGAAUGGAGGGGACCGGUGUCAAGGCCGUGUUGAAGUCCUGUACCAUGGAACUUGGGGCACGGUGUGUGAUGACGACUGGGAUGCCAACGAUGCCAACGUUGUAUGCAGACAGCUGGGCUGUGGAUACGCCGUUUCUGCACUAGGAAAUGCCCGGUUUGGUCAGGGCUACGGCAGCAUCCUCCUGGAUGAUGUACGUUGCUCAGGACGGGAGUACUACCUGUGGAACUGCCCGCAUAAUGGAUGGAACAGACAUAACUGCCAACACAGUGAAGAUGCUGGAGUGAUCUGCUCAGAAUCAAGGACAACUGCAGAUUGGUUUCCCAUAGAAACCUCAUCCCCAGUGAUGUCAGAAACAACUACAGUCCCAACCACAACGCUAGACUGGCUUGGACCAACUUCUGAUUUAUCCCUGAGACUGGUGAAUGGAGGGGACCAAUGUCAAGGACGUGUUGAAGUCCUGUACCGCGGGUCCUGGGGAACGGUGUGUGAUGAUUCCUGGGACAUUAAUGAUGCCAACGUCGUAUGCAGGCAACUGGGCUGUGGAUACGCUGUUUCUGCUCUAGGAAAUGCCCAAUUUGGCCAAGGCUCUGGCAACAUCCUCCUGGAUGAAGUACGUUGCUCAGGAUGGGAAUAUUACCUGUGGAGCUGCCCUCAUAAUGGAUGGAACAGCCAUAACUGCCAACACAGUGAAGAUGCUGCAGUGGUCUGCUCAGGUAGCCAUUCAGGAUGGACGACACCUGGAACAACCACAGCCCCAACAACAACCCCAGAUUGGAUUGGAACUACUUCUGAUUUAUCACUGAGGCUAGUAAAUGGAGGGGACAGAUGCCAUGGUCGUGUUGAAGUCCAAUAUCAUGGUUCCUGGGGCACCGUGUGUGAUGAUAACUGGGACAUGAAUGAUGCCAACGUUGUGUGCAGGCAGCUGGGCUGUGGAUACGCUGUUUCCGCUCCAGGAAAUGCCCACUUUGGUCAAGGCUCUGGCAACAUUCUCCUCGAUGACGUGGGCUGUGCAGGAUGGGAAAACUACUUGUGGAACUGCCCUCAUCGAGGAUGGAACAGCCAUAACUGUGGUCACCAUGAAGAUGCUGGAGUGAUCUGCUCAGAAGCAACUACCGAGUCAACAACAAUUCCAGAUUGGUAUGAAAAUUAUACAACCACGGAAGCUAGACCAACGACUAAUGACAGUAAUCUUCAAUGCGGUGGCUUCCUGUUCAAUUCUUCCGGGUCGUUCACCAGCCCACACUACCCUGGAUAUUACCCAAACAAUGCUUAUUGCGUCUGGCAAAUAGAAGUGAAUUACAACUACCGGAUCAAUCUGGAAUUCCGUUAUCUACAAUUGGAGCCUCACAGCUCUUGCCAUUUUGAUUAUGUUGAAGUCUUUGAUGGCUCUAUGAACAACAAUUCCUUAUUGGGGAGAAUCUGCAACGAGUCCCAAAAAACAUUCACAUCAUCCUCAAACAGAAUGACAGUUCGAUUUACCAGUGACAUCAGCUUUCAAAACACAGGCUUUUCAGCUUGGUAUAACUCUUUCCCUCAAGAUGCCUUUUUGAGACUGGCCAAUUCGUCUGACAGCUGCCGGGGCCGGGUGGAAGUCUACCAUCGUGGCACCUGGGGAACAGUGUGUGACGAUAACUGGGGCCUGCAGGAAGCCCAGGUGGUCUGCCGGCAGUUGGGAUGUGGGACAGCUCUUUCUGCCCUGGGAAAUGCCUACUUCGGCCAGGGCUCGGGCCCCAUCACCCUGGAUGAUGUUCACUGUAGAGGGAAUGAGUUGAAUCUCUGGUGGUGUCGUAAUAAUGGCUGGUUCUCCCACAACUGUAAUCACAGAGAAGACGCUGGAGUCAUCUGCUCAGGUUACCAGUCAACUCCUGAUCCUUAUACCACCUCUGAGAAUACACUCUUGCCCAGUGGAGCAUCAGAUUCUUGUGGCAGUUAUCUUUCAUACUCCUCCGGGGAAAUUUCCAGUCCAAACUACCCCUGGAACUAUCCACAUCAUGCAAACUGCGUCUGGGAAAUUGAAGUCCGCAACAAUUACCGUGUGACCAUUGUAUUUAGAGAUGUGGCGAUUGAAGGUGGCUGCGGCACAGAUUACAUUGAAAUCUAUGAUGGGCCUUGGCACACGUCUCCUUUAAUUUCGCGACUUUGCAAUGGAGGUGGCGGUUCUUUCACAUCAACUUCGAACUUCAUGACCGUUCGUUUUAUUAGCGACGGAAGCAUUGCCUACCAGGGAUUUCAUGCUCAGUACUACUCCAGCCCAGCGAAUGACAACACCAGGCUUCUGUGCUUGCCUGAAUACAUGCAAGCCACUAUCAGUAGAAGCUACCUCAAGUCAUUGGGAUUCUCUGCAUGGGACAUUCUCUUGGCCAAUUCAUCCUGCAAACCAGAGAUUACUCCCAGUGAUGUGAUAUUCACAAUACCAUAUGAUAGAUGUGACACAAGAAAAGAGAUAAACAAUGAUACUAUAACCUAUAGCAACCUGCUCAGAGCAUCCCCUUCUGGAGACAUAAUCAGAAGGGAGAAGGAUCUUCAUUUGAAAGUCAGCUGCAAAAUGCUUAAGAAUUCCUGGAUAGAAACCAUGUACAUUACUAAUGAUUCCAUUGAAGUCAAUGAAAUCCAAUACAGCAGUUACGCUGUGAACUUUUCAUUUUAUGAAUCAUCAUCAUUCUCACGACCAGUGCAUAGUUCACCCUACUAUGCUAGGCUGAACCAGGAUUUAUAUCUUCAAGCUAAAAUCCGCCACACAGAUAGGAAUUUGGCAUUGUUUGUGGACACCUGUGUAACAUCACCAGAUUCUAAUUUUGCAUCCCUGAAGUAUGAAUUAAUCAAGAGUGGAUGUGUGAAAGACAGUACUUACGUAACCUACAGGCCACCAUCCCAAGAUACUGCACGGUUCAAAUUCAGUGCCUUCCACUUCCAUCAUAGUUACCCUUUGGUCUACCUGAAGUGUAAAAUUGCAGUGUGCAGGGCGUAUGAUUAUUCUUCUCGGUGCUAUAAAGGCUGUCUAGUGAGGUCCAAACGAGAAACAGAUCCAUUUGAGGAACAUGUAGAUGUGGUACUGGGGCCAAUUCAACUUCAGGAGCACCACCUGGAGAAGAGGAAUCUGGACCUGGAUACGGCUGAAGUUAAGGAAGAAAACAAACCCCAGGGAGCAUCUCACCUCCUUGCUGUAUCUGCUGGGGUUUUCGUCAUCACAGUCUUGCUUGUUUCAGCUUUCCUGCUCAGAAAACGCAAACAGCCAAACAACGGGGGAUCUAUUUACUACAAGAUGUGAAAUACAAGAUCUUGAUGGAAGCAGCAGCCUUUUCCAAGCUCCAACUCUACAGGCUUAAGUUUUUUUCAUUCUUAGGAAAGAAAGUUCAAACUCAAGAAAAUAGCCUCAAAAUAUACUGUAGAAUUCCAUCUUGACUAAAUUUACAAUGGUAUAAAUGUAUGGGUGGAGGAGGAGUCUACGUCUUUCUUUAAAUCUUGGCCCCAGAUCUCUGCUAUGUCUUUUCCAGGUUUUAAAAAAAAACAAAAACCCAAAACAAAGAAAAACUGUUUUAUAUCUAAGCUAUUAAAUUAAAAGUGAAUUUUCAUUAUGCAGAAUUUUUAUCUAGGUGUAUCAAGAAACUCCCUGUCAGUCAUUUUAAAGGCUAAAUAAAACUAUUUUUGUCAUUGCAAA